GGGGGCAGCUCUGUGAUUAACAGCAGCCAACAGUCCGCUGUGUUCACUAAUCCAACAUGUCUGCGCCCUGAAGGAUGCUGCUAACAGCGUGAAGGUACAGGACAACUGACAGUGGAUGGAUUCUCAGUUGACUUGGAGGCAGAUUUAAGGCUUUCAACACAGACCAGGAUGUCAAAGAUCUCUAAAGCAGCCAAGGCUGUGAAGCAAGUGGAUGCCAGCAAUGUAAUCCGCGCUAUAGUGAGGUCAGGACAAGCGGCCCCUGGACCCCCGCUAGGCCCCAUCUUGGGACAGAGAGGAAUCCCCAUCGGACAGUUCUGCAAGGACUUCAACGAGAAAACCAAGGAGCUGAAGGAGGGGAUCCCUCUCCCAGUCAAGAUCCAUGUGAAGCCUGACAGGACCUAUGACCUGAAGAUCGGCCAGCCCACAGUGUCUUACUUCCUCAAGCAAGCAGCGGGCGUUGCGAAAGGGGCCGGCAAAACAGGCCACGAGGUAGUGGGGCUGGUGUCGGUGAGGGCGGUGUAUGAGAUUGCCCAGGUGAAAGCCCAGGAUGAGUGCUUCCAGAUGAGGAACACCCCCCUUGAGAAUGUCGUCAAGAGCAUCAUCGGCUCAGCUCGUUCACUGGGCAUCAAGGUUGUUAAUGAUCUCACAGCUGAUGAGUACAAAGUCUUCAUGGAGCAGAGAGAGGAGAAGUUGAAAGCUGAUGCAGCAGCCGCUGCAGCUGAAGCCUUCAUGGCCAAAAGGAAAUGAAGACCUGCAACAUUUUUAGUAUUUACUCCUCAUUCCUAUUUGUAUUAAUAAAUAAAUAGCUUGUUGUUAUGUGA
Messenger RNA from Epinephelus moara (kelp grouper), 821 nucleotides. It is a transcript of the gene mrpl11, whose product is annotated as mitochondrial ribosomal protein L11. The record is from RefSeq and is a predicted model, not a curated record. The transcript has 6 exons. Gene Ontology annotation, molecular function: large ribosomal subunit rRNA binding; structural constituent of ribosome. Lineage: Eukaryota; Metazoa; Chordata; Actinopteri; Perciformes; Serranidae. Gene Ontology annotation, cellular component: mitochondrial large ribosomal subunit; ribosome. Gene Ontology annotation, biological process: translation. The coding region runs from base 169 to 747 and encodes 192 amino acids.